This is a messenger RNA of Heterocephalus glaber (naked mole-rat), 2865 nucleotides long. RefSeq names its product alcohol dehydrogenase class-3. Gene Ontology annotation, cellular component: cytosol. Gene Ontology annotation, biological process: formaldehyde catabolic process. The record is from RefSeq and is a predicted model, not a curated record. Gene Ontology annotation, molecular function: S-(hydroxymethyl)glutathione dehydrogenase [NAD(P)+] activity; alcohol dehydrogenase (NAD+) activity; zinc ion binding. NCBI's taxonomy places the organism in Eukaryota, Metazoa, Chordata, Mammalia, Rodentia, Bathyergidae.
UAGAGCCCCGCCCCUCUCGCGGCCCUGCCUCCUAGGGGCCUUGGCCGGGCCAGUCGCUCCCGCCUGGCUUUCGUCUCUUCCGCUCGGCUGGCGCUGACCGGAGCUGAGGACAUGGCUAAGCAGGUUAUCAGAUGCAAGGCUGCAGUUGCUUGGGAGGCUGGAAAGCCUCUUUCCAUAGAGGAGAUCGAGGUAGCACCUCCAAAGGCUCAUGAAGUUCGAAUUAAGAUCAUUGCCACUGCGGUUUGCCAUACUGAUGCAUAUACCCUGAGUGGAGCUGAUCCUGAGGGGUGUUUUCCAGUGAUCUUGGGACAUGAGGGUGCUGGAAUUGUGGAAAGUGUUGGCAAGGGAGUUACUAAACUUAAGGCAGGUGAUACUGUCAUCCCACUAUAUAUCCCACAAUGUGGGGAAUGCAAAUUUUGUUUAAAUCCAAAAACGAACCUUUGCCAGAAGAUAAGAGUCACUCAGGGGAAAGGAUUAAUGCCAGAUGGUAGUAGCAGAUUUACUUGCAAAGGAAAGACUAUUUUACAUUAUAUGGGAACCAGCACGUUUUCUGAAUACACAGUUGUUGCUGAUAUCUCCGUUGCUAAAAUAGAUCCUUUGGCACCUUUGGAUAAAGUCUGCCUUCUUGGUUGUGGUAUUUCAACUGGUUAUGGUGCUGUUGUAAACACUGCCAAGGUGGAACCUGGUUCUACUUGUGCUGUCUUUGGCCUGGGAGGAGUUGGAUUGGCAGUUAUCAUGGGCUGUAAAAUAGCUGGUGCAUCACGGAUCAUUGGUAUAGACAUCAAUAAAGAUAAAUUUUCAAGGGCCAGAGAAUUUGGAGCCUCCGAUUGUAUUAAUCCCCAGGACUUCUGUAAACCCAUCCAAGACGUACUCAUUGAGAUGACAGAUGGAGGAGUGGACUAUUCCUUUGAGUGUAUUGGUAAUGUGAAGGUCAUGAGAGCAGCACUUGAGGCAUGCCACAAAGGAUGGGGUGUCAGCGUGGUGGUUGGAGUAGCUGCUUCAGGUGAAGAAAUCGCCACUCGUCCAUUCCAACUGGUGACAGGUCGCACAUGGAAAGGCACUGCCUUUGGAGGAUGGAAGAGUGUAGAAAAUGUUCCAAAUUUGGUGUCUGAAUAUAUGUCCAAAAAGAUAAAAGUGGAUGAAUUUGUGACUGGCAGUCUGUCCUUUGACCAAAUUAAUGAGGCCUUUGAACUGCUGCAUUCAGGGAAGAGCAUUCGAACUGUUAUAAAGAUUUAAAUUCAAGAGAAAAAUAUCUCCAUCUGUACCCAAGUUUUGUGAUCUGAUUGAGAGUAGCCUGACAGGCACGGAGAUCCUCCAAGUUGACCGCCUCUGAGACUUGCAGUUACUAAUCCAGGGAAUCCUGUUAUAUGUGUAGUUAUAGUUCACAAGUGUCAGUAAUCAAGGACAUGGCUCCAUACAACCACAAAUCUGUUUUCUAGACCAUACCUUUCAUAUAAGCACCUCAAGCUCAUUACGAGGAAUAUUUGAACAUAAUAAAAGUAAUUUCUGCAUUUGCAUGUUGUCAUCUUUUUUAUGCUGUAUUUAUUCUCAUGGUUUUUCUGCCCAUUUUAUUCAUUCUAUAUAUAAAAGGUGGAAGUUAGGCAGUAUUUUGUUUUUUAAACUUUUCUCCUUUUUUUAAAUAUAUGAAAUAUACAUGAGUAGGAAUGGCAUACAAUUUGUGUUCUCCAAUAUAAAAAUGGAAAGCAUUAAGAUUUUAUAAUACUGUCAUUCCAAUUCUUAUGAUUGGCUCAGUUUACUUUUUGUUUGUCACAGUUAUAUACAUACUCAGUUGACAGUUUCCUUGGCUAAAAAGUAUAAGGAAUACAUUUUCCAAGAUCCUUACUAUAAAGAUGCUUGAAUCAUAGGAUUCAAUUAAAGGUGUAAAAACUUUUUUUAAAAAAAAAGAUCCUUUUAGUACAUGAUUUUUGGUAGAAUCUAGGAUGCUGUGCAUGCUGCUGAAUCAAAUAGUUUUUGGAAUAAAGUACAGAUAAGCACAGUGCUAAAAACUUCCUAUGUGCACAUCAACAAAUCUAUCUUGUAAAUUAGAAUUCUACAAUUUUGAAAAGAUUGUUGGAAAAUUUUUGAAAGUCUUCAAACUGCUUUCUUGGACAAAGAUAAGUAAUUUCAAUACAAAUAGAUACUAACUCCCAUGGUAUUUCAUGAAAGCUAGUAUAACAGGUAUUUUAUAAAUUUAAGGAUGUAAAUUUGUUUAGGAAAUUUUCAUUUGUUUAGCAUUUUUCAAAUCUUCACUACAUUUCCAUUUUUAGCCUAUUGGGCUAUUUUGUUUUCUAUUUAACAUACCUAGGGAUACUUAGUGGAGAAAGACACUUUUUUUAUUACAUGCACAAUAAACUAACAAAGUAGAAUGUAUGGGUUGAUAGGGUCAUUUGGGGUGGAAGUUCAGUGGAACCAGUUAAUGUGUAUACAUGUUGCACAAAACAAAGAUGGCAUCAAAAAAUAUACAUGGGUACGUCCCACUUAUUUCAAUGCAAAAUUAUACUUACCUGGUAACUGACUUUGUGAUAGCCACCCUGACUCCAUCUUGUGCCUCAAUGACAUUUUGUACCUGUUUGAACAAAGUGCUUGUGCUUGAACAAAGCACCCAAAACCCCCAUAUCCUGCUUGGCAGUAAACUUGCUGCAGUUGCAGAUGUUUUGUAGCUCAUCUAGUGUGUGAAACUUCCCUGCCCCCCACUAACCUGGCAUGAUUCUGCUUCUGUAAGAUUCCGCUUGCUCUCCCCUGAGCCCUCCCCAACCGAAAGCAUGAUUUAAAAGGAGAAAUCAAACUGCUCCCCAUUGCUCAGGAAACUUUCUGGGUGCUUGCCCCUCCUCAACUGCCGGCUAUAAUAAAUGGGCUUGAAUCUGA